GCCGUGACAUGACGCGCGCGAGGGAGGAAGCGGCAGCGGCGGCCGGGGCCGGGCCGCGGACUCUGGCGCCGGCCUAGGGCUCGGGCGGGGAAGACCCGCUCCGGGCCGCCGGCCGCGCUGCCACUGCAGGCUCGGCGAGCCCCGCGCCUCUUUUUGUUCCGUGGCCCCCAGUAUCACUGUACUGACUGGCAGAGUCAGGAGAAGUAGAUGUCCACGCCCACAGACCCUGGUGCGAUGCCCCACCCAGGGCCUUCGCCAGGGCCGGGACCCUCUCCUGGACCAAUUCUUGGGCCCAGUCCAGGACCUGGACCAUCCCCAGGUUCCGUCCACAGUAUGAUGGGGCCAAGCCCUGGGCCUCCAAGUGUCUCACACCCUAUGCCGUCGAUGGGGUCUGCUGAUUUCCCGCAGGAAGGCAUGCAUCAGUUGCAUAAGCCCAUCGAUGGUAUGCACGACAAGGGGGUUGUGGAAGAUAUCCAUUGUGGAUCCAUGAAGGGCACCGCUAUGCGACCUCCUCACCCAGGAAUGGGCCCUCCCCAGAGUCCGAUGGACCAACACAGCCAAGGCUACAUGUCGCCGCACCCGUCUCCGCUGGGAGCCCCCGAGCACGUCUCCAGCCCUAUAUCGGGAAGUGGCCCAACCGCACCGCAGAUGCCACCAAGCCAGCCAGGGACCCUCAUCCCAGGCGACCCGCAGGCGAUGAGCCAGCCCAACAGGGGGCCCUCGCCUUUCAGUCCCGUCCAGCUGCAUCAGCUGCGAGCUCAGAUUUUAGCUUACAAAAUGCUGGCCCGGGGGCAGCCCCUCCCCGAAACGCUGCAGCUCGCGGUCCAGGGGAAAAGGACGUUGCCGGGCAUGCAGCAGCAGCAGGCAGCGCCCCAGCCCCAGCCGCCGCCGCAGCCGCAGCCGCCGCCGCCGCCGCCGCAGCCGCAGGCCCUUGUCAACUACAGCAGGCCAUCUG
This is a messenger RNA of Physeter macrocephalus (sperm whale), 955 nucleotides long. Its product is annotated as probable global transcription activator SNF2L2. Gene Ontology annotation, molecular function: ATP binding. Gene Ontology annotation, biological process: regulation of DNA-templated transcription. The transcript is spliced from 4 exons. Gene Ontology annotation, cellular component: nucleus. NCBI's taxonomy places the organism in Eukaryota, Metazoa, Chordata, Mammalia, Artiodactyla, Physeteridae. The annotation marks the transcript as partial. The record is from RefSeq and is a predicted model, not a curated record.